Vitis vinifera (wine grape) is the source of this 1554-nucleotide messenger RNA. Its product is annotated as 2-carboxy-1,4-naphthoquinone phytyltransferase, chloroplastic. Gene Ontology annotation, cellular component: membrane. Lineage: Eukaryota; Viridiplantae; Streptophyta; Magnoliopsida; Vitales; Vitaceae. Bases 86 to 1264 code for a protein of 392 amino acids. The record is from RefSeq and is a predicted model, not a curated record. Gene Ontology annotation, biological process: phylloquinone biosynthetic process. Gene Ontology annotation, molecular function: prenyltransferase activity. The transcript is spliced from 11 exons.
UUUCAUCUCUGUAUAGAAAGCAAAGAAGAGUCAGAACUGACUAGAGGGAGAGUAAGAAGCACCACCACAGUUGAAGGGAUGAGCUAUGGCUUCCACCGCCUCCGCUCUCACCACCACCACCUCCUCCUCCAAUGUCGCCACCCCUUUUCUGUAUCUCCGCCGCACUCAUAUCUCCCACUUCACCUCUAAUUUCAGUCUUCAUUCUUUUUCCAGGUCUGGUAGCAGAGUAUGCUUCUCAAAUAAUGCGAAAAUAUCAUCAUAUCCGUGCCAUGAUUACCGAAACCGAGUAAAAUUCAAACGAUUUGAAUGUAGAGUAGAGGAUUCUUACACUAAUAAUAAAGAGAUAUCGAAAGGAACCUUGAUAUGGAGAGCAAUCAAAUUGCCAAUUUACUCUGUUGCAUUGGUUCCCCUCACUGUAGGCAGUGCUGCGGCUUAUUUGCAGACAGGCCUAUUUUCAGCAAGGCAGUAUUUUACUCUCUUGGCUUCCUCAGUUCUUAUCAUCGCUUGGCUCAAUUUAAGCAACGAUGUGUACGAUUUUGACACAGGAGCAGAUAAGAACAAGAAAGAAUCUGUUGUAAACAUGGUUGGCAGUCGUACAGGGACCCAUGCUGCUGCAUAUGCAUUGCUUGCUCUUGGGUUUGUUGGGCUUAGCUGGGCAUCCAUGGUGGCUGGAAAUUUUCGAGCAAUACUAUUACUGGCUUGUGCAGUUACUUGUGGGUAUAUAUAUCAGUGUCCACCAUUUCGGUUAAGUUACCAGGGUCUUGGAGAGCCUCUGUGCUUUGCGGCAUUCGGUCCUUUCGCCACCACUGCCUUCUACUUGAUGCAGACAGCUACAAGUGAGAUGAUCUCUCCUCUGGUGACUGCCACAGUUCUUUCUGCAUCACUUCUUGUUGGUUUCACAACAACCCUAAUCCUCUUCUGCAGUCACUUCCAUCAGGUGGAAGGAGAUAGAGCGGUUGGAAAAAUGUCACCUCUCGUUAGGCUCGAUACUGAGAAGGGCUCAAGGAUUGUAAAAAUGGCAAUGGCGAUGCUCUACUCGCUUCUAUUAGCUUUUGGUCUAGCCAAAACUCUUCCCUUCACUUGCAUAUUCUCUUGUGCUCUAACAAUACCCAUGGCGAAGCUGGUUGUUAGCUAUGUUGAAGACAAUCACAAGGACAACUCGAAGAUCUUCAUGGCAAAGUAUUAUUGUGUGAGAUUACACGCCUUAUUUGGAGCUGCAUUGGCCGCUGGGCUUGUGGCAGCUAGAUUACUCACCAAAAGAUAACGUUGGAAGCUGAUAAUCUUCCCUACUCUACGAUCUUUGUUCGACGCAUAUGGUUCAGCAGACGGAUUCGGUUUUUUUUGGUAAACAGUGGGUGACUGCAACCCACCGGAAGAUUGGCAGGGCGGCAUUGAGGUGAGUUGCAAGAGCAUUUUAGUUAACACUGAAUGUAAAGCUUUUGUUACUCAAAGGUGGUUUAGAUAGUUGGCUUGGAACGAGCUUCGCACUUGCCAGAUUUUGAGAAAAAAUAAAUUUUAUUUAAUCAAAAUUACAAAUUUUAGAAUGUGUCAUAA